UGCAUCCUAUCGGCGUAUGCACUUUACGAAUAUGCUUACAAUGCGGUUCGUAGCGCCGUGGCGAACGCAACAAUUUGUUUAGCCGCGUUGCACAUGGAUAUCUCCGAGAGCAGAGGUGAAGUGUCAUCGGCGAACGGUGAUAUAAUUAAAUUCACAUGUUAGAGCGAGAGAGAAAGAGAGAGAGAGAGAGAAAGAGAAAAAGGCCGGGCGCGUCGAACUGUCGAUGCGAGCGUGUUCCCAAGUUCAAAAGCAUCGCACUCCUCCGACCGGGAGAAAUGGCGUUGAUGGACUCCAACAACGAGUCGAAAAACGGCAAGGAUCCGCCACCUCAGCAGAACCAUGAGGAAUCCACGCAGGUCUCCAUAUCCAUAUUAACGGAUCUGCAUAUUCAAAGCACCGAAGUCGGUGAAAUCGCGGAGAUGCCGGAUUACGAGAACCUGAGUACGUCGGCGGUGCUUCACUAUUGCAAACACAAAAUACUGUUGCCGUACCUAAGACUGCUGGCGGUAAUGGGACUGAAGCCGACCAGCAGCGACGACUCGCGAUGUUGCAUCUUGGCGAAUCUUCACACCUUCCAAGUCGCUGUAUUCAUGUGCAUCGGAUACGUCUUACAGUAUAUGGCCUGCUUCAGGAGAGAUCGAGGAUUCUGUUACAAAAUAUUACCAUUGGAAAGCGCGCAAACAACAUCGGAUGUCAGCGGAGAACGAUCGCAUCCGCUUUGCUACGGAGACAUGAUAUUCAGCUACUUAAUACCGAGCGCGUUGCAUCUAGUCGCAUACAUAUACACAGUGUACCUGUUUCGCAUCAAGGAGAACGAGCAACUGCAGAAUCUGAUGGAGAGGGCCUUCCUGCUCUCGUCGAAUCCCGUGAACCGUGGCAAUCAGAGACGUCUCGUUCACAUACUGUGGCUGUUCAUUGCGUUGAGCGUAGUGUGGAUGAUCAUGGCGUUAGUUACGGUGAAUAUUCUGAUGGCGAAAGGGAACAUCACAUUCCGCUGGUUGGAACACAGUCCGCAUCAAGUGAAGGUAACAUUGAAAGUAUUUCUGAUCGUCUGCACCUUGUGGCACGACAUGGUUCAGGGGACCAUCAUAACGAGUUACUGCCUACAAGGACAGCUGUUGAUGUCCCACCUCUACUUCCUACGUGGCAAAUUGCUUCAGCACACUCUGCCGCCCAUUGAUUGGAUGAGGGAAAUUUGCGAGUUCAAGAAGCUACUGAAAUACUUCAACGACGAACUAGGUCCGGCUGUAUGCAUCUAUACUAUAGUCAAUCUGUCAUGGGCAACGGCGGGUAUCAUCUGGCUGUUUCAAUACGAUAACGAUGAGAUGAACAAGAGUCCAGUCACAUACGUCAAUGUGAUGAACGUCAUGUUAUGGAUCUUGAUAUCGAUCGCACCGUUCGUACAGGCCGCUCGUCUGACCACCGCCUGUUCCAUGAUACAGAGCAUAGGACACGAAGUGCGCGUACGACCGUUUGUGUAUCAGGGUACUCCGGGACAAGAUCUUGAUACUAUACUUCUUUAUACAUCCUCCUUGAGAAUGUACGCUCGACUGUUCCGAGUACCCAUCACAGGCAGGUACUUGUGCCUACUGCUAACUAUCGGCAGUAUUUCCAUCCUCACCUUGGGACAAUGUCGGUUUUUCUCAUGACCGUUCCUCCGUGGGACCUCCCAUCAAAGAAGGGUUUGCUUCGAGGAGUUCACUUCCGAGUCAUCUUGGAUCCGAAUCCCGAAGGAAUGAGGAUCAUGUACGAUUUUACACGCUCAUCGUGAGCUCGCCACAUUAGAUUUGUAUGCAAUACACAAUCUUCAUGUUUACAGGGAUGUGCGAAGGAUUCGAGAUGAUACAAUCGAGAUGUAUCGUCGCACAAUGCAUCCCUUGUAUAUUUUAAGUGUACAACCCAGCGCUAUUGUUUACGCAAAAUGUAUUAUCCGUAUAUCAUCUGAUAAUUUAUUCAACCUUAGCAAUGCUUUUUCGCACACACGCCGCACUCUCAUUAUAUAUAAUAUGAACAAUAGUUAUAUACUUACUAUUAAAACUAUUUUUGUUUUUAUUGAUGUAUUCGCAUUAGAAAAUGCAUAUUUUAUACUAGU
This is a messenger RNA of Dinoponera quadriceps, 2092 nucleotides long. RefSeq lists its product as uncharacterized. The transcript is spliced from 7 exons. Bases 156 to 1649 code for a protein of 497 amino acids. Lineage: Eukaryota; Metazoa; Arthropoda; Insecta; Hymenoptera; Formicidae. The record is from RefSeq and is a predicted model, not a curated record.